This is a messenger RNA of Larimichthys crocea (large yellow croaker), 3795 nucleotides long. It is a transcript of the gene nol6, whose product is annotated as nucleolar protein 6 (RNA-associated). The record is from RefSeq and is a predicted model, not a curated record. Lineage: Eukaryota; Metazoa; Chordata; Actinopteri; Sciaenidae. The coding region runs from base 129 to 3563 and encodes 1144 amino acids. Gene Ontology annotation, cellular component: CURI complex; UTP-C complex; small-subunit processome. Gene Ontology annotation, biological process: tRNA export from nucleus; rRNA processing. The transcript is spliced from 26 exons.
AUCCGGAGAGUGUUUUGCGAGGCAGCACGUUCGUCUAACCCGCUGCACAUGUGGGAGCGAGAUGAAGGGAGAGCAGUAGAGUUUGGAAACAUCUGAAUUAUUAUAAAGUUCUGGAAGCAAAAGCGGACAUGAAGAAGAAGCAGCCGGUUGUGGAGGACACAGGAGAGAUGAUUCCCUCUCAUGAGGAGGAGGAUGAAGCUCCAGUUAAAGCCAAAAGGAGCAAACAUGAGCAGGCAGGAGGAGGAGGGGAGGAGGAGAUGGUCUAUCACCCGGUGAAGCUGUCCCGAAGUGAUCUGUACAGACCUCCUUCAGCUGAGGAGCUGAACCAGCUGAAGGAGGCGGAGAGCCUGUUUCACUGCAGCCUGCUCAAGAUGCAGAUGGAAGAGCUGCUGAAAGAGGUCGCCCUGAGUGAGCGUAGGAAACAGCAGAUCGACUCCUUCAUCCAGACGGUUACCGAGCUGCUUCAGGCUGUGCCGGAUUCACCAGAAGUUGAGGUUAGUGACCUGUCAUGGCUGUCGGGUGCAGUUAAGGUCCCGUUCCUCCUGGUGCCCAAAACCACAAAGGGCAAGUUCCACAUGGCGCCUCCUGCUUCUGUCGAUCUGAUCGGCAGCUAUCCCCUCGGCACCUGCACCAAACCACGCGUCACGGUGGACCUGGCGGUCACGAUCCCUGCUGAUGUCCUCCACCCAAAGGACGUUGUGAACCAGAGGUAUCCGAGAAAAAGGGCUCUCUACCUGGCGGGCCUGGCCCAGCAUCUGACAUCCUCUUCCGACAUCGGAGCCAUGAGUUAUUCCUGUCUCCAUGGGAAUCGACUCCGACCUGUCCUGCUUCUGACCCCUCCGGGCAAGGAGUCUUCCAGCUUCACUGUACGUGUUCAUGCCUGUCCGCCUCCUGGAUUCUUCAAGCCCAGCCGCUUCCACCCCCAGAGGAAUAACGUCAGGACAGAGUGGUACACCGGAUUGCAGACCUCCAUGUCCGAGGGCAGCGAACCUCCCACUCCUCAUUACAAUAGCUCUGUUCUGGGGGAUUUAUUGCCCAGAGCUCACCUCCAGUUUCUUUCUGCUGUCAGCUCCCAGUGCUCAGCGUUUGCUGACGGGGUGGCUUUGCUCAAAGUCUGGCUUCGUCAAAGAGAGCUCGACCAGGGCACUGGUUGUUUUAAUGGCUUCCUGGCUUCGAUGCUGUUGACUUAUCUGCUGACCACUCACAGAAUCAGUAACACCAUGACAGCCUAUCAGCUGCUUCGAAACAGCCUGAACUUUCUGGCAACUACAGACCUGACAGUGAAUGGAAUCAGCCUAGCCAGAGAUCCUGACUGCACAGCUCCAGCACUGGCUGAGUUCCACAGCGCUUUCCAGGUCGUGUUUGUCGACCCUUCGGGGCAUCUCAACAUGUGUGCCGACAUGACGGCUUGUACCUACAAACAGCUGCAGCAUGAGGCAUCUGUGUCGAUGCAGUUCUGGGACGACCCCACGGUGGAUGGGUUUCACAGCCUCCUCAUGACCCCCAAACCCAUGAUACGGACAAGUGACCACGUAUUCCAGUUGUGCGAGCUGGUGAAGCUUCAGUCCAGCUGCAAGAAACUCAAUCUCCUCAGUGAGCUGAUGGACCACAGCGGGAAUUAUGUCCACACUGCGCUCCCUUUUAUCCUGUCACUGCUUCAGCGAGGACUGGGCGAAAGGAUUCACCUCCUCACCCACUCUCUGUCUCCUGACCCAGAGUGGUCUGUGGAGAGUGAAGCCCCAAAACACAAAGCCCAACCUCCGCUCUCCUUUGGUUUGCUCUUAAAACCGGAGCUGGCAACCUCCGUCCUGGAGAGAGGCCCACCUGCAGACAGCCCUAAGGCGGCUGAGUUUCGCGAGCUGUGGGGCUCUCGCUCCGAGCUGCGGCGCUUCCAGGACGGCGGCAUCACCGAAGCUGUGCUGUGGGACGGGCAGAGCAUGUGCCAGAAACAACUGGUGCCCAAACAGAUCAUCACACACCUCCUACAGCUACACGCAGAUGUCCCCGAGUCCUGCGUGCGGUAUGUGGGGGUGAAGCUGGAUGACGUCAUCAUAACGGGAAGUGAGGUGCCCAGUACUGGAGAGGAGGAGAGUUUACGCGUGGUCCAGUCCUACGAUGACCUGAGUAGAAAACUGUGGAGGCUGGAAGGUCUGCCUCUCUCCAUCACAGCGGUGCAAGGAGCUCACCCUGCACUCAGAUACACACAGGUCUUUCCCCCUCUGCCGCUGAAGCUGGACUAUUCCUUCUUUGUCAGAGAGAAGAUUUCCAGAUCGUUGGUGCCAAAGGAAGACAAACCCUGCCCUGCUUAUGUCACACCAAUCACAGUGAUCUGUCACAUGGAGGGGAGUGGAAAGUGGCCUCACGACCGCCUCGCCAUCCGUCACAUCCGAGCUGCCUUCCACAUCCGUCUGGGAGAGUUGCUCAAGAAGCACCACAAUUAUCCGUGCAAGCCCUGCCCCACGCACCUGGAUGUCUGGAAGGACGGCUUGUUGUUCCGCAUUCAGGUGGCGUACCAUCGUGAGCCUCAGGUGUUGAGGGAAAGUGUGAAUGCUGAGGGGCUGCUGGUGGUAAGGGACAACGAGGAGGCUCAGGCUCUGGAGAUGGCCACCAUUCACAAGCCGCUACUUACCAGCACAUUGCAUGGGCUGCAGCAGCAGCACCAAUGUUUUGGGGCAGUGUGUCGCCUGGCCAAACGUUGGCUCGGAGCUCAGCUCUUCAGCGAAGACAUCACAGAGGACACAGCAGACCUGCUGGUGGCGUCGCUUUUCCUGCAGCCUGCACCCUUCACUCCUCCUGGUUCUCCUCAGGUUGGCUUCCUUCGUUUCCUUCGUCUGCUCGCCUCCUUUGACUGGAGGAACACCCCGCUGAUAGUCAACCUCAAUAACCAGCUCACAGCCGUCGACUAUACGGAGAUCAAGAACGACUUCAUGGCCUCCAGAGAGUCUCUGCCCGUCAUGUUUAUAGCUACGCCUAAAGACAAAAAACUAUCUAUGUGGACCAAGAGAGCGCCCAGUGUACAGAUGCUGCAUCGUGUGGUGAUGCUGGCUGCAGAGAGCCUUAAGGUACUGGAACAUCAGCUGAUGGACGGCGGCCAGAUGCAAGAUGUCAGGGUGGUCAUGCGCCCUCCUCUGGAUGCCUACGAUGUGUUGAUUCACCUGAACCCCAAGCAGGUUCCCCUCCUCAGCCAGGCAGUAGACCCUCCCGCUGUGACCUUCAGCAGGGGAAUCAUGGAUGGCAACGUGGCCCAUUCUGGAGGAGCCAUGCCAGUCGUCGACUAUAACCCCGUGUCCCUCUACCUGGCCGAGCUCAGGGACUCUUUCGGAGACCUAGCCCUCUUCUUCUGUGAUCCCUAUGGUGGAACAGUGAUUGCAGUUUUGUGGAAUCCAAAGGCCUUCAUCCCACUGCCGUUUAAGACGUCACAGGUGUCCGCUCGGUGCGUGGAGGUGACCGGAGAGGAAGCGAAAACUGUCCCCAAUGUCGAAGCAAUACUGGAGGACUUCAGGAACAUGGGGAAGGGCUUGGUCAAAUCGGUGGAAGCCAGGACUGAAAAAUGGUCAUUUUAGUCAAAUACUUUGAGCAGAUAUAUUCCAUUUUUAUUUGACACAUUCACCAGAGAGAGAGGUACAAUAAUACAUUUUUGUUUUGUUAGUGCCUGACUUAUCAAAACAGAACAACAGAAACACGAGUUAAUCAUCUUGUGUUGUGUUCAUACUGUAGUGUUGCCGUUAAAGACCAAUCACAUGUUGUUUCGGUGAAGCUGUAUCAUGUAAUAAAUGCAUCUACUGUUUUGAUUUC